Fundulus heteroclitus (mummichog) is the source of this 1911-nucleotide messenger RNA. It is a transcript of the gene leng1, whose product is annotated as leukocyte receptor cluster (LRC) member 1. Bases 110 to 934 code for a protein of 274 amino acids. The record is from RefSeq and is a predicted model, not a curated record. Lineage: Eukaryota; Metazoa; Chordata; Actinopteri; Cyprinodontiformes; Fundulidae. The transcript has 5 exons.
GUUGUAAUCGAUUCAACGUGUAGUCUUUGUUUACUUCCUGUUUGAGUUUACUGGUUCCGGUGGAGCGCCAUCCAGGAGCAAGUUCAUCUCCUUACCUAGCAAGGCAACAAUGAACAUCCUCCCGAAGAAGAGCUGGCAUGUCCGCAACAAGGACAACGUCGCGCGAGUGCGGAAGGAUGAAGCUCAGGCAGCAGAAGAGGAGCGCGAGGCCAAGCGUCGCGUGGAGCGCGCAGAGCAAGAGGCACGUACUGAGUAUCUGAGAAGGAAAGCUCGGGCUUCCCUCCAGGCAGCGGGAGCAAAGGGAGACGACGACGAAGAGCAAAGCGGAGCAAGUCUGGAGCAUCUGAAUCUAUUUCCUCUGGAGGAGGGCUCAGAGAAGAAGGGGAAUGAGGAGUAUCUAAGAGAAAAGAAAGAAGAAAAGGAGAAGCAGGAGCGAGCGAUCGGCUUGCUCGUGUCUUUGGGGCCGCAGCCAGGGUCAGAGGUCACCCCGUGGUACAUGAAAAGCAGCGCAGAAAAAGAAGAAGAGAGGAAGGAGAAAGAAAAGAGGAAGGGCGUGUCUGAGGAGGAGAAAGAGAAGAAGGAUCGUAGACUGAAGGAUAGUUUGGACCCUUUGAAGGAAAUGAAGAAAGCAAUGGGUGUUUACGAGAGGAGGGACCCCAAGAAAAAGAGGAAGGAGAAAAGAGAGAAAGGGGAAAAGAAGAGCACAGGAGAGAGCUCCAUAGAACGGUUACGAGCUGAGCGCUUACAGAGGGAGGCAGAAGAAAGGAGGAGAGCCCAGGCCCUCCUAGACCAGAGGAGCGGUAAAAGAAAGGGGCCGGACAGAGAAAUGAACGAGCGGGAAAGACCCUACAACAACGCCUUCUUCCCAGAACUGGCCAGAAAGCGACAGCAGCGGGACCGGGAGAGCUGGAGGGACGAGAUUCUGAAGUCUUGAAAUGUUUUUUUUUUUCUAUGUAUUUUAGAACGAAGGUUAGCAUGAGGUGGGGCUGUUGUGAACGUUUGUUUGUAAAGAUACGCUGAAGAAACAAUUUUAUUUAUGUUUUUUGGUGUUUGCCACAUAAAUGGACAAUGGGGGUCAUGGUUUUCCCCCUGCAGUUUUUCGCUCAUGAGCACAUCAGCAGGGCAGAUGGUUGUCCACACAGGGGGCCUCAGGCUGUCGGCAGCCGUUGGCUUUGGCUUUAAAGAUGAUCAGCGUUAAGAAGCUGCCUCCUGAGUGAAAACAUAAAAUAAACCGAGGCAGUAUCUUAACAGUUGGUUGUUAAAAGUUUAUUUCAAGUGCCGACGCUGCUUUGCCUCCCAUCUAUUUGGUAUUUUCUGGCUCAGUAUGGCUGAUUCGUGUUUUUUUGGUUAAAUGAGUCAUUUAGAAGGUUUUGACUUGGAGGAGUUAUGAUCACCUUUUUUUAACAUAUUUAAAGACAACAUUCUCUAAAUUGUGGGGGAAAGGAUAUUUCAGCAAGUAAUAAAAACAUGCCUCCGCGUUCCUUACAGACUGGACGUUUGUGCACGUUUUUCAUGUUUGUGCUACUGGUGUUUGCUCAGCAGGUAUUUCAGCGUGCAGCAGCAGAAAGAGCUCAGGUACAAGGGAUUACAGCCCCACCGAUGACCGUAUCUCAGUCGUGUGCCUCAGAUUCAGGCAGCUGGGCUUGUGCCUGCUGACUCACCGUCACACUUGUACAAAACAAUUGUUUUUUUUGCGACUGCUGUGAAUAUCUGCAGCGAGAAAUUAAAUCAUGAAGCGUACAGAUCUCCAAACAACGAGCAGCAGAGAGAUGCGUUCUACUCAUGGCUCAUGGAGCUGCACCCUCAUAAUAAAAUAAAACACUUUUUACCAGCGAUGUUUAUGUUGAUCUAUGUUUCAUCUGGUGGUUAAUAUUAGUGAGGCACAUGAUGAUUAAAAACAUGCACAGACUG